AUGAAGCUGUUCGUAUUGUGCUCCCUGUUGGCCCUGGCCGCCGCUCAGCCCGCCAAGAACGACCUCUGGAAGGGUAGCAGCAUGGACCAGAUGGUGGACCAGACGAAGAUCGAGUGCGCGCAGAAGAACGACGAGGUUUCCUGCAUGAAAUUCAAGGUCCUGAACCUUCUCGACCAGAUCUUCCGCAAAGACAGCUUCAAGGUCUCUGAAACCGUGGAGGUGACUCGCAACUCGUACCCCGUGGAGGAAGUCUCCGGCCGCAGCGAAGGCUCCUUCCUGGAGAACGUGCAGACCUACCUGUCCUCUCACGACGUGACCUUCAAGCUGCCAAUGGAGUCGUCGGUGAAGGUGAGCGCCAGGAACAUCGACGACGAUCAGCUCACCUUCGACGUGAAGUUCGGUCAAGGUCGUGCCGUUGAAGAGGCUCGCAAGUCCAAGCUCAAGAAGGUCGUCAUCCCCAUCCUGGUCUUUGUCCUGCUCAAAGCUAUGACGCUCAUCCCUCUGGCUAUUGGUGUCCUCGGUCUGAAAGCCUGGAACGCUCUUCAGCUCUCGUUCUUCAGUUUCAUCGUCGCCGUCGGCAUGGCCAUCUUCCAGCUGUGCAAGAAGAUAGCCGCUGACAGCCACGGAGCAUCGCUGUCCGCUCACGGGCCAUGGGAGUACCAGGCUCAGUACAGGUCCUUCCAGGACGACGCGCAGCCCUCGUCGGUGUUCGCGCAGAACCUCGCGUAUUCCGCGCACGCGCAGUCGUAA
Messenger RNA from Eufriesea mexicana, 750 nucleotides. It is a transcript of the gene Osi19, whose product is annotated as DUF1676 domain-containing protein Osi19. Bases 1 to 750 code for a protein of 249 amino acids. The record is from RefSeq and is a predicted model, not a curated record. Lineage: Eukaryota; Metazoa; Arthropoda; Insecta; Hymenoptera; Apidae. The transcript is spliced from 2 exons. Gene Ontology annotation, cellular component: membrane.